Molecule: messenger RNA, 2355 nt
Organism: Cavenderia fasciculata
Lineage: Eukaryota; Evosea; Eumycetozoa; Acytosteliales; Cavenderiaceae
Exons: 1
Coding region: 1-2355 (784 amino acids)
Source: RefSeq, a predicted model, not a curated record
AUGGGUACAAUUAUAGAUAACAAUUUAUUUAAAAGAGUUUUAUUAAACAAGUAUUUAUUAAAACAUAUUAAACAAUGUAUCAUCUAUUGUAAUAGAUUAGAUGUGGCUAGGUCAAUUCAAGACAGGGUCGAAUUCUUUGACAAGGAUUAUUAUAAUUAUUUGUUACUUGUCUAUUUAAAAAAGGAUAUUGAUUCUUGGUAUCAUUUUGUGUCAACCGAUAAUUGUUAUCAUCAAGCUUUAAAGAGACAUGAUUGGUUGGUACAAAACAACAGUCAAACCUUUAAAGAUGACUUUUAUCUUGGCAUGUUACAGCAUCCUGCACUAGGUGCUAGAUCAUAUCAAACUGCUACCAAAGUGAAAUGGAUCAUCAAGAAUGGUUACACUUAUUUAUUAAAGGACAAGUUGGACCGUGACCAAUUCUUGUAUUUUGGACGUACUCCUUCAUGGGUUAAAUCGGCAACAGAAGAGAGACUUGCACCGCUGCAAGAUGGUCAUAUAUUGAAAUUAGUGGAUUUGGCAUUAUCUUAUUACACCAAAGAGUCGAGUGGUUUGGUUAAACAAUAUGUAGAGUGGACAAUGUUAUUUGGAAACAAAAGGUUACAAAGAAUGACUGUCGAUUUAUUGGCCACUAAAUACAAAGAUUUAUCCAUUACAUUUGGUCCAUUUAAACAACAAGUAGCGGCAAGUGGAAAUGUAGAUUUAUUCAAAGAGUUGUAUCAUACAGAGAUGGUGAAUGACAAAACAAUGUAUCAUCACUUGUCAUGUCAAGCACUUAAAAAUGGACACACUGAAAUGUUUAGAUACCUCCAUGACAACUUUAACUUUAAACUCGAUAUGAAUAUUGGUGGUUACUUUGGAGCAUUACUUUUGUGUAAAGACAAGGAACUGAUGAAUAGAGCUAUGAAAGGUACCCUAGAUGUUCUUUGUCUAGAUGUUUGGCAAGAAUUUGUCAGUUCGAUCGUGGAACAUAUUUUAAAGCCAUUCUUCACACUCGAUCAGCACCAUCUUGAUGCAAUCGCCAAUGUAUUCCAAUUGCAUAAUAUUAAAACAUUUAUCUCGGUUGAAAGAGUUCAAGAAAAACUACUCAAAUACUUGCCUGGGAAUUGGAUUGGACAUUACAAUGGAAAGGAUUAUAGUUUGGAUGAUUUAUCAAGAAUGGUUGCUUUGAUAGAAAAUGUCUAUGAUAGUGUAACCAUUACAGAUAAAAUAUUGGUCAAAUCAAUUAGUCGUAUACUAUCAUUGACAAACAACGAUGCACUUUGUAGAUACCUCAAAGACACUUUAAAAUACAAAUUUGAUUUGUUGAAACUGGCUAGUAUCGCGCUGCAUUCAAACCACAAUUCACAUAUUCAAUAUUUAUGUAGUGAAGCAGAGUUGGAGAAAUCUGGUAAUGCUGCCUCCAAAAUGUACCAUUUCAUAAACUCUAAUCAAAAUAUUUAUAAAACACUCAUAAAGGCAAUUAAAUUAAAUCAAAUCGAUCGCAUCAAGGAAAUAUUUCAACAAUAUAUUGGAACCAUCACAUUCCGAGAGGAAUUGGUUGUAAUAGCAUUGGAAACACAUAAUAUGGAAACAUUGAAAUGUGUCAGUUCUCUAUACCUUUCACGUGGUCGUUCAAUGCCCACCAACUUUGCACCAUCCAUCACAACAAGACGUACAAUCUGUAACCUUGGACAUACCUACUUUAUGUCUACCAACUUUACAGAGAUUGAGAGGUUAUUGACGCCCAAGACAUUUAACCAACGAUCAAACAUCCAUAUCGACUUUGCAAUGUAUUUUGGGUCAAGAAAUACAGUAGAAUAUUUCCUAGAGAAAACACCCUACUCUGCAGAGACUACAGGUAAUACAUAUGUACCCAUUUGUUAUGAAGGUUAUUCUCUCUAUUCUGGAUUGAGUUUAUUUUCAACAAUGGAAUCAUCACUUAUGCCUAUGGAGCGAGUACAAGAACAAAAACAACUAUUUGAAUAUGUUUGCAAGCGAACUCCAUCACAUCAUUUUAUUAUAAAUAGUGGUUCGGUAGUUAAUUUGGUUGGCAGAAUUGGAGACGUCGAUUUGGUUGACAUGGUCAUACAUCAAUCGAGUUUAUUUGGUUCUACAACAACAGAUGUUAUUAAAAAAUGCAUACUAGAGAAUGCAUUUAAAUAUGGUCAUUUAAAUCUAAUCUUGCACAUGGAUACCAAAUAUCAUCUAGCCAAAUACUCUACUGCCAAUUUACUCCGAUCUUUAGAUCAUAACCAUCUAGAUAUCAUCUCUUUUGUUUUGAAAAAAAAGAUUUCCUUGUCUCCAGAUUCUAAAAAGAUCCUAAGUCGUAGAGCUUCAACUUUAAAUAAUAUUCAAAUGUUAAAAUUAUUUGAAUAA